ACCCUUACCAGGGCACGUGCAGUGCUGCACUCCUAAUUCAAUUCCCGAUUGAAUUACUAUAAUAUACGGGCACUAGGACCCACGGAGAGCCUGGUAAAUUUCAGGACGGCAGAAUUGAAAAAAACGCCUGGAAUCGUGAGUGGAGGCAGUAGCUCGGAGUCGGACAUCCUCGACUAUCGCUCCCAUCUCAUCCACACUGCCUGGCGACGCACGGGAAAAGUUUUGGAGGAACGUAUAGUUUGAGGAAUGGCGAGGAUCGGCGCCUUUUUCCUGUCCUUAAGUUUCUUGGAACUCAUCCAUCAAGCCAGCGGGGUCCAGAUGCGAACUUCAGACCAUGAUGUCGAAGUGAAGGAGCAUGGCACGGCGACCCUGAAGUGCAGUUAUGACCUGGAGCAGCCUGCCAAGCCCCGGCUGGAGUGGAAGAUGAUCAAAGGUCAACAGAUCUCCUUCGUCUACUUCAGUGAAGCUCUCAAGGAUGAGUACAAAGACAGGGCGAAAAUCACCAGCACCGGCAUGGAGCUGCGCAGUGUGACUCGGGAGGACACUGCCACCUACCGCUGUGAAGUCACCGCCUCCGACGACCGGAAGACUUUUGCGGAGGUCUCCAUCAAGCUCAUCGUCCUGGUCCCGCCAGCUGUUCCCACAUGUAAGGUACCGAGCUCGGCGCUGUCCGGGUCGACGGUCAAGCUCCUCUGUGAGGAGUCCGAAGGCUCCCCUCCCUCCGAGUACACGUGGUACAAAGACGACAAGGUUCUCCCGGAAGUUCCAGCCAAGAAUUCCAUGGACUCCAACAUGUCCUACACUGUGAACUCGAAGACUGGGAUGCUGAUGUUUAACCCGGUGAAGAAAAGCAACAGUGGCUCCUACUCCUGUGAAGCCCGUAACAAAGUUGGCCGGUCAGCGAGAUGUUCUGUCAAGUUCAUGCAGAUCAACGACCUUGACGUCAGCGCGAUUGUCAUCGCCGUGGUGAUCGUGGCCUUUGUGCUGUUACUGUGUGGACUCGGGCUCUGCUACGCCCGGAGGAAGGGCUACUUGGGGAAGAGAAGAUCAACCACGUCGAGUGCCGCCAGCCGCACCAGUGCUCCUCCUGCCCCUGAAGACUUCAAACAUACCAAGUCUUUUGUCAUCUGACAUCUUGCGAAGAAUGGUACAUCCGUGAAGAAUUCCAAACCACUUCUCCAAUCCAUAAAGAAUAUUGCAUUUGGGACAAUGGGGUAGACAUUGACACCACUCCCUCAUUGCUGGCCUCCAGCAUCUCCCUGAAUUCCAUUUCCAUGUUUACUGGCCUUGCCUUCUGCUGCUGGGGCCCAGAUACCCUCUCCCCGUGCCCCCUGGCACCAAUGUAAGCUGUCCUAAUAUUUUGUCUGGUUCACUCGCAGUUUCUGUCAGAGCAGGCUCACUUGAUUUUCUGUAAGGUGAUGUACGACUGUUUACAAUAUUAAUUGCCAGUCAUCUUAUUUACAAACCCGAUGAUUGAUAUCAACAGAAAUUAAAAAUCAAAAGAGAUUUAAUCUUGGCUGGCCACUAGCUUAUUUUUGUCAUUAAGUCACACAUGGAAACGGGCUCUUUGGCCUAACUCAUCCAUGUGUUGCCCAAAGAGCUAGUCCCAUCUUGCCUACAUUUGGCCCACAGACAUCUAAACCUAUCCAUGUAAACAGAAAGGAUCUGCCCAGCGCUAUACACUCAGUGACCAAUUUAUUAGGUACAGGAGUGGAACCCGGUGUGGCCUCCUGCUGUUAUAGCCCUCCUAAUUCAAGGUUCGACAUGUCCGUUCAGAAAUGCUAUUCUGCAAACCACUGUUGUAACAUGUGGUUAUUUGAGUUACCGUUGCCUUCUUGUUAUCUUGAACCAGGCUGCCGUUCUCCUCUGACCUCUCUCAUUAACAAGGCAUCUUAUCUCACAGAACUGCCACUCACUGGACAUUUAUCAUUUUUCGCAUCGUUCUCUGUAAACUGUAUAUACCGUUGUAUGUGAAAAUCCCAGGAGGAGAUCAGCAGUUUCUGAGAUACUCAAACCACCCCAUCUUGCACCAACGAUCAUUCCAUGGUCAAAGUCACUUGGAUCGCCUUUCUUCCUCAUUCUGAUGUUUGGUCUGAACAACAACUGAACCUCUUGACCAUGUCUGCAUGCUUUUAUGCAUUGAGUUGCUGCCACAUGAUUAGCUGAUUUAAUAUUUGCAUUACGAGCCGGUGUACAAGAGUCCUUAAUAAAGUGGCCACUGAGAGUACAGUCCAUCGAUUGGUAAUGAUCAGGAUCCAUUUUUACAGAUAACUCCAAGUCAAUUUUGACAGCAACUUAAACAAUACACAAAUAAUAUUUCCAUACCUUCUCAAUGUCAUAAUAAAUUGCAUCCAAAAGCACGUAAGGCUGUUAAGGAAGAACAUUCACUAAAAAAAGGUUCUGGGAACAACUGUCUCUACAAGCGUUGUGCUUUUGAAUUUAUUUGUUCAUUUUAUUUGUCCAUAAGCCAGGUGUUCAUAACCUGGAGUUGACCUGUAGUCACGAGUAGCUUGGAAUAAUCUGAACUCUUCACCAUCAGUGACCUUCAAGUGUCUUAAUUUCUGUUUUGUGUACUUUGUUUUCUUAUAAAUCUAUUGCUCCAUAAACAAGUUAUGAAUAUCAGAACACCAAUGAACACUAGUUUUUCUAUAACAAUGAUACAAUCUUUAGAGAGCCCUAAAUGAGAAAAACUACAUUCAGUGACCAUUUUUAGUACCUCCUGAGUGUAUGUUCUUGGUCUGUUGUUGCUGUCGUCCAUCCACUUAAAGAUUUGACUUGUGUGUUCACCGAUGCUCUUCUGCACACCACUGCUGUAACGUGUGGUUAUUUCAAUUACGGCUGCCUUCCUGUCAGCUUGAACCAGUGUGGCCAUUCUCCUCUGAUCUUUGCCAUUAAAAAAGGGGUUUUGUCCACAGAACUACCACUCACUGGAUUUUUUUUUUUUUUUUGCUUUUUGUACCAUUCUCCAUUAACUCUAGUGACUGCUAUGCAUGAAUUUCCCAGGAUAGCAGCAGUUUCUGAGUUUCUCAAAUCAACCUGUCUGGUGCCUACAAUCAUUUCACAGUCAAAUUCUCUUGGAUCACAUUACCCCAUUUUGAUGUUUGUACUGAACAACAAUUGAACCUCUUGACUAUGCCUGCAUGCAUUUAUGCAUUGAAUUGCUGCCACAUGAUUGACUGAUUAGAUAUUUGCAUUAAUGAGCAAGUGUACCUAAUAAAGUGGCCACAGAGUGUAUGUGGGGUGAAAUGUGAAGUCCUUCACUCUGAAUUUAAGUGACAAAUUUGUUAAUUUUGCACCAUGUAUAGAGUGACAAAGUUAUGGAUAAUUUGCACAAAUCAUUGAAAGCUAAUUUCCGCAUGCAAAAACAAACCAAAAAGCCAAUGAAGCAUUGUUAUUUUAUUUUCAAGUGUUGUGUGUGAAUCCAGAUGUGUUGCUUUGAUUGGACAGAGCCUGAAACAGAUUCUAUUUUCAGAGUCCAGAUGAAGGGUCUCCACCCAAAAUAGUGACUCUCCAGUUCCCUCCGCAGAUGCUGCCUGGCUCGUUGAGGUCCUUCAGUAGCUUGUUAUUUACACCAUGUAGAAACAGUAUUCAAUUUUGGUCAUAUGACAUGGAAGUAGAAUUGGGCCAUUUGGCCCAUCGGCUCUGCUCCAUCAUCAUGGCUGAUUUAUUAUCCCUCUCAACCCCAAACUUCUACCUUUUCCCUGUAACCUUUGACACCUAACUAAACAAGAACCUGUCAACCUCCGUGUUAAAUAUACCCAUUUUGGAUGCCAUUAGAUUUGUAAGAAUGACACAAGGCUUAAUUGGUUGCAUAAAUUAUUGCUGUGACUGGAGGACCUGAGCUUAAGGAAUGGUUUGAUAGGUUAUGACUUUAUUCCUUGGAACAUAGAAGAUUGAGGGAGAUUUGAUAGAGGUAUGCAAAAUUAUAAGGGGUAUAGAUAGGGCAAGCAGGCUUUUUCCACGGAGAUUGGGUGAGACUACAACCAGAGGUUCAUGAGUUAAGGGUGAAAGGUGAAGCAUUUAAGGGGAAUGAGAGGUGACUUCUUCACUCAGAGGGUCAUGAGAGUGUGGAAUGAGCUACCAGAGCAAGUGGUAAAUGCAGCUCAAUUUCAAUGUUUAGGAGAAGUUUGGAUAGGUCCGUGGAUGGCGGGGUUUGAAGGGCUUUGGUCCAGGUGCAGGUUGAUGGGAGUAGGCAGUUUAAAUGGUUUGGCAUGGACUAAAUGGGCCAAAGGGCCUGUUUCUGUGCUGUACUUUUCUGUGACUCUAAAUUCAGUUUGUAUUUGCAUCAUAGUUCAAAGAAUGAUAAUCAAAAUGUCAAAAGGAAUAUUAUGGAGAGCUACAAACCAUGUCAUAUUAAUUCUCGAGGCAUAGGAACCAAAAAUUAAGAACACAGAUGGAUCAUUCAGGAGGGAAGGUAAUUUGCAAAUGGAUGGUGGCAGGAAGCUAGAAUUUACAGGUUGUGAAUUGUGGCUUUGAAGGCAGAAUUUAAUUUGACAAGUUGAGAAAUGGGCCAUGUGGUAUAUAAAUGAACAAAGGACAGACUUUUGUAUUUUUCACAUAUUAUUAUCCAUACCCAGUCUAUUGUACUAUCCAUAUUCCUCCCUCCCUUUCCAAGACCAUACGACAUUGGAGCCAGAUUAGGCCAUUCAGCCUGUUGAGUCUGCUGCACCGUUCCGUAAUGCCUGAUUUAUUAUACCUUUCAACCCCUUUCUCCUAUAAAACUAUACAACAUAGGAGCAGAAUUACAACAUUGAAGCCAGAUACUUGUAUCUGGACUGACAUCAUAUCACUCUCAUACUACUUGUUGUAUGUCCCAUUCUCCCUCCAGAUCAACAGUUACAUUUUGCAGUUCUUAAUUUUGUACUGUCUAUCAAGUGUCCAUAAAUUGUACAAAUGUGGUUUAUAAUUGACCGUAAACUACAUGUGAGAUUAAAGGCAGGAAUAUCUUGUGUUGGGUCCACCCCAAGAGUAUCAACAGCUUGCGUUAUUUUUCUGGAAUCCUGGUGUCCCAUCUGUAUUUGAGAAACUUUCAGUAUUUGCAGUGGCCCUUGAGCGUGUCAGUAUUAGCCCUGAAAAAGAACAAUACUCCCAAGAAAAAAUACCUACGGAAUCAGUAUUAUGAGGGAACCUCAGAAAUAUCAAUAUUUGAGGGAAGACCCCUAGAAUAUAACAUUUCCAGAGGGGUUCUGGAAAUUUCCAAGAAGAAACCCUCAGAGGUAUCAGUAUUUGCAUGCAGGUCCCCAGGAUUAAGAGCAUUUGGUUGUAAUGUCCACGUGAGCUCAGAUAUACAUAAAUGUAUACAAGAUUGUCAGAAUUUGCAGAGGUAUCCACACAGCAAACUUCAGAUGUUUGCUACUGAUACAUUUCUUAUAUGAGUCCUUCAAAAAAAUGCCUAUCAGUUUUUACUUAAUGCAGGUAUGCCUUGUAUAUUUUCAACACUUUUUUUUCAGUUUAUUAAUUUGCAAUCAUUUGCGUGCAAGCACUUUUAAUGUUUUAGGUGUUUGGGGGUAUGUAACUUGAAAAUGAGAAAUUAUGUUGCUGUGCCUAAUAUCCAACAAUUAAAAAAAAAGCACACUGUGCAAUUUUAACUUGAUGUCUAUCUGCUAAUGACUUAACUCUUGACUUUUUUUGAACUUACUGUAUCCCUUAGCCACUUGUUUUUCUCUUUAACACAAAUUAAACUCUACGUGGAACUUCCAGAGGUUGGUCACUGUGUG
Molecule: messenger RNA, 5717 nt
Organism: Mobula hypostoma (lesser devil ray)
Lineage: Eukaryota; Metazoa; Chordata; Chondrichthyes; Myliobatiformes; Myliobatidae
Product: junctional adhesion molecule B-like
Exons: 10
Coding region: 247-1131 (294 amino acids)
Biological process (GO): leukocyte cell-cell adhesion
Cellular component (GO): cell surface; plasma membrane; tight junction
Source: RefSeq, a predicted model, not a curated record